UAGGGCGUGGUUUGGGACUCGGGACAGUGUGACGGCUGCACGGACGCUAUAGAGCCCCGUGAUCUGGCAAAGGCGCAGCGCUUCAUAACACCGAGCUGAGAGAAAGACCGGAGAAAAAGAGGAAAAUGGCGAGCGGGGAGGAGGCCGCGCGUCCGUCUGUCCCGUCCUCCUCCUCCUCGUCCUCGUGCAGUCCGGUAGGGCUCGAGGCGCUGUUCCCGGCCGCGUGCACGGAACGGAGUGACAGCCCCGAGCUCCUGAGGCUCCGGCGGCGGCUGCAGCACUGGCUCGCGCCUCACGAGCGCGCGGUGCUUUACGCGCAGAGACUGCUGGUGUGGGAGAGGCCCGUGCACAGCGCCGUGGCCGCGCUCGCGCUAAACACCGCCUUCUGGUUGUUGUCGUCUACUUCUUUGCGUCCUCUGUUUCUCAUCGGCGUGUCCCUGCUCGUCUUCACCCUGCUGGACAGAUGGAAGGACAAACUGCCUCCGAUCGCUGCGCUCCACGCAGAGACGCCCGGGAUAGAACGAGAGAGCAUGAGCGUCCGGCCGAGGCUGCUGAGCGUGGCCGAGCUGAGCCACCACCUGGCCGAGAGCUACCUGACCUGCAGCCUCUACGUCCAGGAGAUGCUUCAGUACAAACGCCAGAAUCACGGCAAGUUCUGUGUGAUGACGUGCUCAGGAUGCCUGCUGCUGGCCGUGGUCGGACACUACAUACCCGGAAUCAUGAUCUCCUACAUCAUUCUGCUGAGCGUCUUGCUCUGGCCUCUGGUUGUGUACCACGAGCUGAUCCAGAAGAUGUACACGGGAUUGGAGCCGAUCCUGAUGAAGCUGGACUACAGCAUGAAGGGAGACACGCAGCACCGCAAACACGACAAGAGAAAGGUGAAGAAGGAGCAGGAAGAAGGAGAUGAGCCGAGGGCCGAGACGGAGAGUGAGAGCGAGGAGGAGCUCUCCUGCUUUGCCCCCACUGUGGACGUGAAGACCACGGCGUUGGCGAUGGCCAUCACGGACUCCGAGCUCUCCGACGAGGAAGCGUCCAUCCUCGAGAGCGGAGGAUUCUCGGUGUCCAGAGCCACAACGCCACAACUCACAGACGUCUCAGAAGGUACCUAUUUGGACCAGCAGAGCGUGCACAGCGAACCUGAGGAAAGCUUCUCCAAGGAUCUCCCAGAGUUCCCUUCGGUGGAGGAGUUCCCGUCUGUCGAGCCCGGAGUCUUUCGCUUUCCCCUGGGCGCCCACGACGAGUCUCAAAGCCCGGCCAGUUUGCUCAUCCAGCACCUCGCCUCUCCGCUGCACUUCGUCAACUCGCACUUCAACGGACAAGGACGAGGCCGCGGCGGCGCACCGGGCGAGCCGGAGGCGUCUCCUCGCACCCUGGAGGCCCUCAGCGAAGAGAUCGUGAGCACCGCCAUCUCCGCCGUGGUGCAGAACACCCUCUCGGCCCUGCUGAGCUCCUCGGAGGCGGCCGAGGCUCCCGGCGUCGCGGAGUUCCUCCCUUCCGAGACGCCACCGUGUCCCACGGAGUCGGCUCUCGAGGAGGCCAGCGAGGGCGCGACGCUCGUUCCGCCAGAGGACGAGGACUUCGAGCUUCUGGACCAAAGCGAACUGGAGCACGUUGACGACGGGUUAGGGUUUGAUGGACAGGUGAGUCCGACAGACGGCGCGUCUAGCGACCCGGAACCGCAGGAGUCCUAGCUCGUUCCGUAUCCACCGAACUGCCCCGUUUUAUUUAUAGUGUAGAUACGUUCCACACACCGAAGGCUCUCUGUAAUCAGUCGCCAUUGUGUUUAUCGCGCUGCGGUGGAUUUCAGGAGAGACGGGAAGAACGCUGGGCGCCUUCACGUCCAAUACGUGUAAAUAUACGGAUUGACCGCAUCGCGCGUGAGGCUUGGCGCUCCGGUGAAGACGGAAGGGGGGAGGGGGGGGAUCAAUCUUCACAUGUAUCACUUGCGAUCUUGAAGGAAAAAAUCGACCCUGAACAAAUUCUAUCAUUCCGAUUUAUCCUGUUAGUCCGAUUUCUCGCAACUGAAAGUGGGCGGCCAUUUUGAUUUGGCUUCGCCCCACGAACUCUGGGUUGAGGAGACCGUGUCAGGUAUACGAGUAGGACUUUCAAGCAGCUAGAGAGAGAGAGAGAGAGAGAGAGAGAGAGAGAGAGAGAGAUGGAUGCAGCGGCGAUUUAGGCUCCAAACAGAUCAGCUUCCAGAUGUUCAACAUCACGUUGCUAGUCACCUUGUAGAUCGCUGUAGAACUAGCCGAAUUCGAGUCUAGCGUUCACGCCAUAGCCUCCGCUACUUGUACGUCGCGAUUAACUGGAAAUCGCGACACAAGACGCUCUUGCUUACGCAAGGUGGCUGAAUUUACACCUUAAACGAAAUGGCUAAACACUUCAGGGUGGAGUUUUCCUUCAAGACCCAACUCCAAGGCCAGAAUAUCUAUCCAAUAUGAUCUCCUGCUUACUGAAACGAAUCUUUUCUACAUUUCUGCAUGCGGUUUUAACCCCUCCCCCGCCAAGACUUCCUUUAUACUUCAAAGAAAUGCAUUUCCUUUUUUUGCCACUCCCUAAUAAUAAUAAUAAUAAUAAUAAUAAUAACGAUGAUGAAAUCUACAUAAAGAAUUUCACUAAGCAGGAUUUCUGAGCUGAACCCCUGUAGAUUGUUCUGUUCUUCUGUUUCGGGAGGAUCCGCAAACCAUCGCACCGUCGGUCAACUUCAGUGACCUCAAACAUUCAUGAAGAAGGGAGUAACCCUUGUGUGAGCACUUCAUCCUGCUGGGGAAAAAAAAGAAAGAAAUUCAAGAGAUAACGAUGUUUUAUUAGCGUGUAGAUUCACAGAUCCUUAACCGAGAGACCUAAGGACUCAAAGAUUAUACUCAUAACUUUAAAACCAAUAAAAAGAGAGAUGUUUUAUCGUUUAUAGUUCUGUUUAUAUUAAUAUGUGUGUAUAUAUCGUGUACGUCUGUGUCUUCUUGGGGUCGGGGUCUUUUUAUUUAUCCAUAUCGCUCAGUCAUACUGUACAAUGUGAUGUAUGCCUUGCUCAGUUUGCAUUAUUAUUAUUAUUAUUAUUACUAUUAUUAGUAUUAUUAUUAGUAUUGAUUUCCACAGGAUGUUGUGUUCUAUUAAAACCAGUUUGGCAUCUUG
Molecule: messenger RNA, 3132 nt
Organism: Ictalurus furcatus (blue catfish)
Lineage: Eukaryota; Metazoa; Chordata; Actinopteri; Siluriformes; Ictaluridae
Gene: retreg2
Product: reticulophagy regulator family member 2
Exons: 9
Coding region: 126-1691 (521 amino acids)
Source: RefSeq, a predicted model, not a curated record